AUGAAGAUACCAGUCAGCAACGGAGUCCCUACCCGUUCCGAACGGAGGGAGGCAGACAGCGCGAUGCCGUUACAGCACGUCAGAAAAGGCUCCACGGAAACGACACCACCAGUGGGAGCUCGAAGUCGGAAAUUGGAACAUAUCCUCACUCAGAGAGAGCAACAAGAGUUAUUUGAUGAGGUCAUAAAGUGCCAACUCGACUUUGUUGGACUCCAGUUGAGUCCAGAGCCUCAGCGGGUGGAAGAUAUUCUACUCAGGUGCCGCUAUGAUGUCGAGUGCUCAGACUGA
Molecule: messenger RNA, 288 nt
Organism: Soboliphyme baturini
Lineage: Eukaryota; Metazoa; Nematoda; Enoplea; Dioctophymatida; Soboliphymatidae
Source: the annotation of a GenBank genome assembly